AGGUUUCCGAUUGGGCGCCGUGUGGAUGUGUGAUGGGCAUCCGAGCGCCGUGGGCGGGAGCAGUCAUGUUUAUAAACCACAGUACGCGCGCCGUGGGCGGGAAGACUGGACUGAGAAGGUAGUGAUUCGAAAGCGAGAGGACGCGCGGCAGGCGGGCGGCUGUGGCAGACUGGAGCCUGUGGAGGAGGCGCGGCUUCCACUGCCCCUCCGCCGAAGCAGCUGUAUGGACGACCACUUUAGCCUCCUCCACUCGCCUCCGCCUUCCUCAAGCAAGCACCGGGGCAACAACCUCGUGAACCACGGCUACACCGAAAACGAGCAAGACAUCAUGACAAUUGUUGCAUGCGACAACAUGCUGGAGGAGUCGGCGGCGCUGCCCGGGCACCACUCUCUGGAGCGCUACGAGCCAGACCACGAGUGCUGCGAGAGAGUUGUCAUCAAUAUUUCGGGCUUGCGCUUCGAGACGCAGCUCAAAACCCUGUCCCAGUUCCCCGAGACUUUACUUGGCGACCCCAAGAAGAGAAUGCGCUACUUUGACCCACUUAGAAACGAGUAUUUCUUUGACAGGAAUCGGCCGAGCUUCGAUGCCAUUUUAUAUUAUUACCAAUCCGGCGGGCGUAUAAGGAGACCCGUGAACGUUCCCAUAGACAUUUUCUCCGAGGAGAUACGCUUUUAUGAGCUCGGGGAGGAGGCCAUGGAGAAAUUUCGAGAGGAUGAGGGGUUUAUAAAGGAUGAGGUGCGUCCGUUGCCCUCUAAUGAAUUUCAGCGACAGGUGUGGCUGCUGUUUGAGUACCCGGAGAGCUCGGGUCCGGCCAGGGGCAUCGCGAUCGUCUCGGUGCUGGUCAUUUUGAUAUCCAUCGUCAUCUUUUGUCUGGAAACGUUACCCGAGUUCCGGGACGACAGAGACCUGAAGACGGUCGCCCCACUUCUGAACGUAACUAACCCUUACCUUACGAGUCCCUUCUCUGACCCGUUCUUUGUCGUUGAGACUCUGUGCAUCAUCUGGUUCUCAUUUGAGCUGCUCGUGCGUUUCUUCGCGUGCCCCAGCAAAGCCACGUUCUCCAAGAACAUCAUGAACAUCAUUGACAUCGUGGCCAUCAUACCCUAUUUCAUCACUCUGGGGACAGAGCUCGCGGAAAGGCAAGGCAACGGCCAGCAGGCGAUGUCCUUGGCCAUUCUUAGGGUCAUCAGACUCGUCCGCGUGUUUCGGAUUUUCAAACUCUCGCGGCACUCCAAAGGGCUCCAGAUUUUGGGGCAAACGCUCAAAGCCAGCAUGCGAGAGCUGGGAUUGCUGAUCUUCUUUCUCUUCAUCGGGGUCAUCUUAUUCUCGAGCGCCGUCUACUUCGCCGAGGCGGAUGAUCCCGACUCGGGCUUCAGCAGCAUCCCUGAUGCGUUCUGGUGGGCGGUGGUUACCAUGACGACCGUGGGAUACGGCGACAUGCACCCGGUCACCAUAGGAGGCAAAAUCGUCGGCUCCCUGUGUGCUAUUGCGGGCGUGUUAACCAUCGCUUUGCCAGUGCCAGUCAUCGUGUCCAAUUUCAACUACUUUUACCACAGAGAGACUGAGGGAGAGGAGCAGGAGCAGUGCCUCCACGUCGGCAGCUGA
Messenger RNA from Cyprinus carpio (common carp), 1606 nucleotides. RefSeq names its product potassium voltage-gated channel subfamily A member 1-like. The record is from RefSeq and is a predicted model, not a curated record. Lineage: Eukaryota; Metazoa; Chordata; Actinopteri; Cypriniformes; Cyprinidae. The transcript has a single exon. The coding region runs from base 26 to 1606 and encodes 526 amino acids.